UCAAAUCUCUAUUUCCAGAAAGGAAUGACGCCUGAAAGACAAAGGCGAUUUGCAAAUGUCCUGCUUUAGAGCAGCUCAAAAGAGUCAAUGGACACGCGAUUCGUCUUCUUCAACUCUAUCUCACCACGCUAGAGUAGCUGACUCGAACGUGCCGAAGUCCGAACACCCCUGCAGAGGACGUACAAUCCCCAGAAUUUCCCAACCCAUCGCCGAGCCGAGGCGUUGAACGCUUCAAGGGCGCGUUUUGCGGGGUGGAUUACUAUCCUAAUUGCACGACCGUUCAAAGCUUUCUGAGCUGAGGGUGUAAGCUGUCCUGUGUCUCUCCACUCUUUGUCUUCCGGAAAACACGGUUACUUUUUUGUCCUAUCUGGAGAAGAUAGCAUAAUACAAUCAUGGCCGCUCCGCAUUCCUAUACCGACAUCAAAUUCGAGAUCCGGGGCAAGAUUGGCAUCAUCAGCUUCAACCGCCCCCAAGCCCUCAACUCCUUCGGGGGCAACCUCAUCACCGACACCAUCGACGCGCUGCGCGUCCUCAACGAGCACCCAGACACCGUCUUCACCGUCCUGACGGGCGAGGGCCGCUUCUUCUCCGCCGGCGCCGAUGUAAAAGGUGUCUCUGGCAUGAAUGGGGAUGCGCCGACGUAUCGGAAUAUGGCGGAGAAGAAGUUGAGCUUCUUGCAUCGGUUCGCUUAUGCAACCGAACUCCUCCGCUCCAUGAUCGACCACACCAAAGUCCUCGUCCUCGCCCUCAACGGCCCCGCCGUCGGCGGCGGCGCCGCCUGGUUCCCGGGCAUCGCCGACCUGGUCCUAGCCUCUCACACGGCCUGGCUCCAAUGCCCCUUCAGCGCUUUGGGUCUCGUCCCCGAGAACGGAUCCGCCCUCUCCUUCGCCCAGCACAUGGGGAUCCACCGCGCAAACGACUUCCUCAUGCUAGGCACCAAGUUGUCACCAAAGGAAUUGCUGGAUUGUGGCAUGUACAAUCGGGUGUUUGACAGUCAAGGGGAGGCGUUUAAGGGGGAGGUGGUACGGUUUUUGGAGAAGCAGUUGGAGGUGAAUGAUGGGAAGAGUAUGAUGGAGAUGAAGAGGUUGCAGAAUGCGCCGAUUCGGGAUGCGAGAAUGAUGGCUGUCGUCAACGCCGUCGAUGCGCUGGCCGAGCGCUUCGUCGAGGAUGCACCUAUACAGCGGUUCGCGAAGAAGAGGGCCGAGUUGGCGGCCAAGAGUAAGGCGAGGAGCAAGCUCUAAGCGCAUUCGUGUGAUUACGCAGAACUGUAUACGAUCCAUCAUAUCUACUUCCCGC
This is a messenger RNA of Westerdykella ornata, 1296 nucleotides long. Its product is annotated as peroxisomal d3,d2-enoyl-CoA isomerase. Lineage: Eukaryota; Fungi; Ascomycota; Dothideomycetes; Pleosporales; Sporormiaceae. The coding region runs from base 393 to 1241 and encodes 282 amino acids. The transcript has 6 exons. The record is from RefSeq and is a predicted model, not a curated record. Gene Ontology annotation, biological process: fatty acid beta-oxidation. Gene Ontology annotation, cellular component: peroxisomal matrix.